This is a messenger RNA of Pseudomyrmex gracilis, 8552 nucleotides long. It is a transcript of the gene ash1, whose product is annotated as histone-lysine N-methyltransferase ash1. The record is from RefSeq and is a predicted model, not a curated record. Lineage: Eukaryota; Metazoa; Arthropoda; Insecta; Hymenoptera; Formicidae. The coding region runs from base 926 to 7465 and encodes 2179 amino acids. Gene Ontology annotation, molecular function: histone methyltransferase activity; chromatin binding; protein binding. The transcript is spliced from 13 exons. Gene Ontology annotation, cellular component: nucleus.
AGUGUCGCGUGUGUGUGCAAGGUGCUGAUUGUAGUGUUGUCGCGAAAUGCGAUGCGCGAAUUCGCAUUUCGCACGAGGUACGCGCAAUUAUAUAUCUGAUACCGCGAUAAUACUCGGAAAAACGCACAAUCCGCGUUUAAUAGCGGACGACGACGUGUGACCACCAACCGAGGAAUUCGUCGAUCGGUGCGACGCGCACUCUUCCCGCACGGCGUCAAAAACGUACGAGUUUUGCCGCACAGUGUUACGGUAACGUCGCCGUGAAACGCCAUUUUGUGAUCCCGCUGACGGAGACGUAAACAUCGGACUUUCCAAUUGGGAUUCAGCCGCGAACGGAAGGAUCAUUUCGUCGACACGCCGCCGAACCGAUCUCCCAGCACCUGGCCCGACGUUGGUCUCGCAAUUCUGACAAUCAACGCGGCGCGCCAACCGCCUCAUGUCCGAUUAACGCGACGACGUUUCGCGCCAAAUCCCCGUCUCGAGCAUCACGCACACCUGGCGGCAUAACACCUAGCGCGCGAGACGAAGAAACAGCUGUCGCGCGUUGCGUCGCCAAUCGCCUGAGCGACGUCAUCUCGCUCGUUCUCGCGACCGAACAACGCCGCUCAACCUCGGAGUCGUGGAGAUCUGCGAGCGAAUUCGAAUUAGCGAGCGAGCGAGCGAGAUUUUAUGUUUCGCAGCUAAAACUUGCGAAGAGUUACAGACUUCAAUUUCUGUGUGAAACAAUAUUGUAUUAAAAAAAAAAAAAAAAAAAAAAAAAAAAAAAAAAUAUGACAUUAGUUAUUAUUUAUAUAAAUGAAUAUUAUAUAUAAACUAAGCCCCGAAGAGAUGUGCUUUUUGGUAUCGUAAAGAAGCUUGAUGAGUGAACAAAAGUAUAAGGAAUGGUAUUCUAUUGGAUUCAGCUGGAUGUUAGAUAAGCUGAAAAAUGUCUGGUGACUCAGGAUGGAAUGCCGUUAUUCACCAUCCCUCAGAUUUAGAACUGCAAAACUGGAAUUGGGAAGAAAACGAUGGGGAGCAAGAGAAAGAGCUUCCCUCGACUGUUGACAUGGAUGCUAUAAAGGGUGGUGGUAGUUGGGAUCCUGCUACUGAGCCUCAUGGGACAGAUUCGAUUGAUUCCGAAGAAGAUUCUGAUUCCGACGACGAAAGCUCUGGUGGAAGCGAAGGCAGUUGCUCAUAUUCAGAUUCUAAUUCAGAGUCAGACGACGAAAGUAGUGGUGACGAAGAGGAUAGCGUAUCUAAUUCGGACUGCUCUUCGGAACAUAGCGAACAAACUUUUUCUAUUCAAGAAACCAACUUCGAACAAGGAGCAUUGAAAUUAAAAAUUACCAUGAAAGGUCCUAAAAAGGAGGAGGACAAGAUUAAAUGCGAAAAGAGCCGAAAAAAUGUUGGAAAGAAACUCCAAAAGGCCAGUCAUGAACACAAGUCCUCAGAAUGUAGUAGCGAAGAUUCGGACUCGUCUGUGAGUCCUGUGACGUCACAACAGACACAGCAACAACAGUCGCAACAUCAUCACUUGCCACUACAGGAAAUUAAUCAAGACGAUUUAGCGACAAUCUUGCCACCGCAAGAGCAGGAAGAGCCACCGUUCGACGGUUUUGAAGAUUCCGAGAGCGGUCGGUUGGUUUCAAAGGCGAUCGAGCGCAUGUCGCUCGGUGCGGACUCUGAUACGAGCGAGACCGGCACCGUACCCGUAUACAGUUCCACUUUGUUGCAACAGUUCGUCGAGAAGACCGCUAUGUUGUCGGAACCGCGAAAAAGGCGCAGUAAAUGCGGCAAGAAAGCGAAUAACGAUAACGAAUACACGUGCGUGUCGAAUGUGUCGCCUGAUUCCGGCAUUCAAUCAGUGGAUAACAGUCCGUUACAUUUGGCGAUUAGUCCUGUCAGUCCUCCAGCACCGACCCAAUCCGCAAUUCAACCGUCAAUCGUCACUAAACCGGCGGUAAAUGUUGAUCGAGUUUUGUAUCCUCCUAAACGGAAACCCGGCAGACCGGCAAAACCAGUGUCCACGCAACCGCGCGGACCUGGUAGGCCACGUUUAAAACCGGAAAUCGUCGAGAAGAUACAAAAAAUAGAAAAGGCUGAGAAAGAAAAGUCUUCAAAAACUCCAAAGACUCCCGACAAUCAACCGGUCGAAAAAAAGGAGAAGGAAUCAUCGUCCGCAAAGAGCGUCAAGGAAGAUGCGUCUUCGCCCAGAAAACGAAGCAAUGCAAAGCCCGUUUUGUCGAAGGAAGAGAAGGACGACGCGCCUCCAGCGAACAAAAAGGUAAAAGGUAAACCAACGACGACGUAUCAGAAGAAACGUUUCGGCAAUCCGGUGAAAUCCCCGCAAGACAAGACGUUAGUCAAAAAGGCCAUAGGAACGGCGAGUUCCCCGAUGCGAGUCAAGUGCCUGAGUAGAUCAAUGGCGAGCAAACUUGUUCCGCAAUGCGACGGCAGGAGCUGUAGAAAAGUGAGACAAGACAGAACUUGUGUGUCUACAGUCAAGACCACGGUUCCGUUGACGCGACAGAAGCAGGCGGUGUCCUGCGAUCAUCAGGUUUCCAGCGAUCAGAAGAUACGUGGCGCCGGUAAGAGAACAGGUUCGAAAGAGAACAGAAAUAAUGCGGCGGCCGUUGUAUCCAGGAAACAAAAGAAAACCGCACCCUCGGCAACCAGGCGGAUUUUAAAGGAGAACAAAUGUAACAAAAAAAUCACACCCGGCUUUGAGACUAAUGGCGUGGGCGUGCAGACAUUGAUAUCUUUGCCUGUUAGCGACAUAUUAAAAGCGGAGAAUGUGAGCCGCACAUCCGGCAAGUACGACAAGACGAAAGAGUCGACGCAGCACAAUCAUUGUCACAAACAUCAUCAUCACCAUCAUCACAAGCAUCGCCGAAGACUGCUAGCCCCGCCGAAGAAUCCCAUUCGCAUCGAUCCGUGCAUUCUCCAGGAGCUGGAGAAGUUGGUCGACGAGUUCGCGAAGUCGUGCAGCUUGGGUAGAAACAACGCAAGCGUCAAUCAGUCCGAGCUGCCGCAGAUCUUUCGCGUGAAGAAGCUCACGAAAAAGAGAAAAGGCGGCGGCGGCGGCGGCGGCGGCGAUACCGGAGCAAACGACGAUCAGAAACUGAAGCGACGCUUGAAGAAAGAAAAGAUAUUGGCAAACGCUGACUCCAAGAGUAGCGCGAAUACGAGCACAAGUUCGAAUCCUAACGAGCAGCGGUUGCCACUGAAGAAACGUCACUAUCACGUGUCGAGUCCGCACAGUUCACAGAGCUCGAACGCAAGCUGCACGGACGCAAACGUGAACGAGUCCAAUUCUACGGAGAGCCACAUAGAAGAGGCGAUCGAGGCCACCAUUACGAGAUACGGCGGCGGUAGCGGCGACGGCGGCGGCAGUUCCAAUUCAUCCAUCAACGAGGAGGAAGCUCUGCCGGUAACACCCAAGAAAAGACCGAGGGAUACCGAGAACUCGCUAUCCGAGAAGCAAGGCAGCGAUGAGGAUAAAUCGACGACUGUCCACGCGGAAGUUCAACCGCGCCGAAAGAAGAAGAUCGUCAAGGAUCUUCGUGUUACCAUCACGAAAUUGCUGGCCGAUAAUCACGGUGGUAUCGACAAAUCGGACAAGCCUACGGACAAGAGUUCUAAAGUCACCGCGGAGAAAUCGAGCAAAUCGGAAAAGACAACGGUGGAAAAAUCGGUCAAAGUUGACAAAUCGGACAAUAAAGGAGAUAUCGAACACGUUCGUGCGGAAAAGAGCAUAAAAGUUGACUCGGAGAUGCACGUGUCCGACGUAUCCGACGAUUGUGAGACCGUUGUCGAGAGCAAGACGGCCGAAAUCGGUAAUUCGAGUGUGCCAAAUAUCAUGAACAAUUGCGACACCGCUACGGGAAUUCUCACGAAAAAGAAAGUUCGAAGACGGAAAACUAUCAAUCGCACGGGUUUUCCCACAUUGAAGAAGAAGAAGAAGAAGAUCGUCGAUUCCUCUUCUUCCGGUGUGGCCAAGUCGGCGGCAUUGACAUCUGGAUCCACCAAGGAUCAAAACAUAUCCGACGAUAUCGAGGACAGCAAAGCAUCUUUGAUGACAAAUGACGCUCGGAACACUUUGAUAGAAAAUAACAAUACCAGAGGAAACUGUAAAACAGACGCUAAGAACGCGAACAAUUCCGGUACGGUGCAAGAAACGUCCAGUCGAAGUGGCUCGGACGACGUGACGGAAUCCUGUCCGGGUCAAUUACGCGUUCGCAAGGAUCUCGUUGAGUCGGACAGUAGCGUACUGUCUGAAAAGUUGUACUCGAGUCCGGUUAAAUACGAGAAAAUACCAGAUUGCAGGGUCUACGAUGAAAACACGUCGCUGGUGGUGUCCCUCGAACGUUACAAUCAUAAUCAACGUAUCGCCGAGCUGAACGAGGAAAACUUGAGAAAAUUGGAACGCGCGAACGCUCAAGCGGCGGCGAACGUCAAGAUGGAAUUGUCCGGUUGCUUCAAUAACAAUCACAAGAAACGACGAAGUUCGACCAGUCCUUUCAACACGUCCCUUCACGGAAGAAACGUGAAGAGACUGAGAAACGCGGGCUACGACACGGAGAGCGAAGCGCCACCUAGCAGCGACAUAACCAGCGAGGAUCAAGAGGUCAACAACAAGAAACCGGCCGUUUUAGCGCACAACCGGAAGAAACAGUCGAGGUGGAAGAAGCGGUACUUGCAAACGACGAACAAUAUGUUCUCGGAAUGUAAGAAGGAUCUCGAAUCCAAGAAGACCGUCGAUUCUGAUGCCAAAAGAAAACUUCUUGUCUGUGAUACGCACUAUACGGAGCAAUUGCCCGGUCUUACCGGGAAACUUCUGCGACAGAAAAAAACACCGUUUCAACUACAGUACGAUCUAUUGUGGCUGCACGAUCAGUCGAGACUAUCCGGUCGGGAUCUGGUGCCGUCGUGGAACUACAAAAAAAUUCGGACUAACGUUUAUUACGACGUCAAACCGACCACUCUUUACGAGGCGCAAGCCUGCGAGUGCAAACCGGAGGCCGGUUGCGGUGAUGACUGCAUCAACCGCAUGGUGUUCAGCGAAUGUUCGCCCCAACUAUGUCCGUGCGGUGACAAGUGCGAGAAUCAGAAGAUUCAGAGGCACGAAUGGUCGCCGGGAUUGCAGAGAUUUAUGACGGAGGACAAGGGAUGGGGAGUAAGAACACAACAAGCCAUCAAAUCUGGAGAUUUUAUUCUCGAAUAUGUGGGCGAAGUUGUAUCGGAGAGAGAGUUCAAGUCGCGAAUGGCCACCAGAUACGCCAACGAUACGCAUCACUACUGUUUACAUUUGGACGGUGGUUUGGUAAUCGACGGUCAUCGAAUGGGCGGUGAUGGAAGAUUCGUGAAUCAUUCGUGCGAACCCAAUUGCGAGAUGCAAAAAUGGAGCGUUCUCGGAUUACCGCGUAUGGCGUUAUUCGCGUCUAGGGAUAUUAAACCGGGAGAGGAAUUGACGUAUGAUUACAACUUCGCGCUCUUCAAUCCGUCGGAGGGACAGCAAUGUAGAUGCGGUAGUAACGUCUGCAGAGGUGUUAUAGGUGGAAAAAGUCAGAGGGUGGUGAGGAGCGUUCCCUCGUUGCCGCUACAAGUGGAACUUACCGAGAGAAGAUCGGUAGGUAGACCGCGCAAGAACAUUCGGAAGUCGAACGCGGUACAAGCGGUUAACUCCAAGAGCAUCUGUAAAUCUCGCAAAGUGGGCGAUCCAACUCUAACGCACAAUAUACCGCAGCCAAAACCCAUGUCGUAUCAGCAGCGAUGCUUCGCCCGCGAUCAUCAUUGUUUCUUGCUGAGAAAUCUCGAGAAAGUACGACGGCUUAAGUCGGCAUCGGUGCAACACGUUCAGUUGCAAAACGGGAAAGCAAAGGUCGGCAACGCGACCGCCACGAAGGAGAAAACUUCCGGCGAAUCCAAGGCGCAGUCCGACGCGUUCUACUCGCAGCUAACCGCGCUGACCAACACCAACGCGCGAACCGUACGAACACGUAGACUCGCUCAAGCACAGGACGAUCCGGAAGUACACAAGACUGCAAAACUAGCUAAGGUAUUGAAAGAUUUGUACACAAUUGUCGUAACGGCGAAUGACGAGAACGGUCAGCCGUUGUGCACUCCGUUUAUGACUCUACCUCCCAAAAGAAAAUUGCCAGAUUACUACGAGAAAAUAACAGAACCUAUCGAUCUGAAUACGAUAGAUCAGAGUAUCGGAACUGGUCAUUACAAGACCGCGGAACACUUUGAUCACGAUAUGAUAAAGCUCUUCGACAACAAUGUGAGAUUCUUCGGCAGAACGUCCGAGGUCGGAAUUGCCGCGGCGAGACUUCGGAAGCUGUAUCUGGGAAGUAAACCCGAUUUCGUGGACGCUAUCACAGACGCGAUGGGUUCUCCGCCUUCGCAGGGUUUUCUGCCACCUCGUGGCUCAACUGCCGGAGAGGAAGAUGUAAUCAGAUGUAUUUGCGGACUGCACAGAGACGAAGGUUUAAUGAUUCAGUGCGAGCGAUGUCUCGUUUGGCAACAUUGCGACUGCGUUAAAGCGGACACGAGUGUUGAGUCUUACCUCUGCGAGAGAUGUCAACCUCGUGAGGUCGAUCUGGAAAUUCCGUUGGAAGGCGAAGACGACGAAGAGGACAAGAAGCAUUACGUGACAUUGAUGCGAGGCGACUUGCAGCUUCGGCAAGGCGACACGGUGUACGUUUUGAGAGAUACACCCGACAAACAUACUUACAAAACCAUACAGAAACCCGAUUAUGAGCAAAUGGACAUAUUUAGAAUCGAACGUCUGUGGAAGAAUCGCGAAGGUGAAAAGUUCGUGUUCGGACAUCAUUAUCUGAGGCCACAUGAAACAUAUCACGAACCAACGCGAAAGUUUUACGUGAACGAAGUUGUGUGCGCCCCGUUGUACGAGGCUGUCCCUUGCGAUCUCGUGGCCGAACGAUGUUGGGUGUUAGAUCCUCAUACAUUUUGUAAAGGACGUCCAGUUGGUUCCACACCUGAACAUACUUAUGUGUGCGAAUACCGUGUUGAUCGCGCGGCACGACUGUUCACGAAAGUGGCCAGAGCCAGGCAUGCGGUAUGCACAAAACCUUAUGCAUUUGAAACCUUCCCACAACGUAUAAAGCAUUACCGCACCUAUUUGCCUCAUAGUUUGGAUGGAAUCAAAAUGUCCAAAGACAAAAAGAAACACAAUCACGAAGCAGAUGGAAAUCAAAAGUCAGAAUCUGGCGAUAAUGUGAAAACGCAUAACAAAGAACUUAAAUGUAAUAAUAGAACUAGACACAGGUCGGGCGAACUUUUAACAGUUUCACCGUCUACGUCAACAUCAUACGCUCAGAGAGAAGAACAGAGGAAAAAAUUAAACGUUAUUCUACUUAAUCUACUCCAGAAGAUGCCGAAUAAAAAAGAUCCGUUAGAUUUGUCGUUCCUCUUAGAAAGCAACAGACGAAAUCGCAAAAGACCUGCUGGGCUUAAUCCGUGACCGUAGGUAAUACUAUCACAACGAUAAUAUUAUAGUGUACAUAAUAUAGACUAAUUUAGAAUUUAUAUGUGUACAUACCGUACAGGCAGCGUAAAAUGUAUUUGCUUGUUGAAAAAAAGUUGUAUCUCUCAAUAUGUUAUUGAGACAUUAUUAUGGUUAUAACUUAACACGUGAAAAAGAUACUUUCAUAUCACUGCCUGUACUAUACAUGUAUACAUAUAAAAAUCUUAUAGAUCAAUAGAUUAAAUAGUUACUCCAAUUAUUCUAAACUUUAUGUAUAAAUCGAGAGAUAAAAUUAUACACACCUCCUCUCUGUUAUUCUCAAUGAGAAAAAUUAUGUAAAAGAGAAGAACCUUUCCUUUUCAAUACACUUUGACCCGUCCACUGAUACUGUUACUACAUAGCUACUAUAUCGCUAUAUAGUUACGCAUGCAAGAAUAAAAUCUGUUUAUACUAGAAAAUUCUAUCUUGAUCUUUUUUUUUCUUUCUUUCAACAUUCGUAUUAUAGAAAUGAUUUAUAUAACAUAUAUUACUUGGUUCUCUCUUCCGACCUUUUAAGUAAUAUAAUAAAAAAAUAAAGAUGUGUUGAUUAGCGAUGAUGAAGUACACAGAGAAUUAUGUUGCAGGCAAUGUUUAGAUUUAUUUUAGAAUUGUUAUGUGCAAAUAAAAAACAAAACUUUAUUUACAAUUGGGAGUGUUAUAACCGAGAGGGAAGUUAAACUGAUUCUCUUUUCUAUGAGUGACUAAUACAUUAAUGUAUAAGUGCGACGUCUAAAUUUGUAUAGAGAAAAUUUGUACAUUUUUUUUAUAGAUAUCAUAUAGCUAUAAAUGUACAAAUUACACAUGUCAUAAGAGAAUUGUCAAAAAAAAUAAAAUACAUAUAGGGCGUUACCGUCUCAUUGCAUGAAAGAGAGGACUGCGUAAGAGAAUGCGAAUUAAAGAUCGCGUGUAUACUUGAGUACAUGAGAGAAUGAUGUGCUUUAUAUUGCACAAAAAUAAUAUAUUUUUUCAUAAUCCUACUGUUAUUUGAAUCGAGUGUAACAUACUUUCUUCGCUUUAUAAAAAAAAAAAAAAAAAAAAAAAAAAA